AUGUCCAGUUUGUCGAUAAAAGAUGGGAAUUCAGUUAGACAUCACAAACAAGUAAGUUGUUUCAAUUUCCAUAUGGUUUCGCGGCAGUUCUUGAGUAAAAAUGUUUUUUUUAGGUCAUACUUUUGUUAUAUGGUGUUGUCUAGAUGAUAAUAUGAUAUGGCUAUUGUUUUAUUUUAAUGUUUUUUCAAAGUUGAUUAUAUUCAUCUUGUUUUAGAUAAGACUUUGGGGUGAUCGUGGCCAACAUAGCCUCGGAAGAUGUGAUUGGGCCAUCAUUGGAUCAUCAGCUACUAGUACCGAGAUUUUGGAAUGUUUGGUUUUCGCUGGCAUUCGAUCUUUCACCAUUUUUGUUGAUGAACACGUUGGAGGAGUUGAUUUUGGUAGCAAUUUCUUUAUAACUCAAGAAGACACUGGAAGAUCAAGAGCGGAAGUUGUCACUAAAUAUAUAAAAGUAAGUUUAAUCAUUCUCAUGUAGAUUCUAUCGUUGUAGGAGUUGAAUCCAGCUGUAGAAGGACGAUUUGAAGAGAUCAAUUUCAAAAAUGACACUAAGUUCAAUGUUUUGGAGAAGUUCAGCAUUGUUAUUGGCUGCGGGAUGAGUGCUAAUGUCUCUGUUCAAGUGGGGUACUAUUUAGGCGGAGGAAUAUUCCAUUCAUAUCAAGGUUGAGUUUGGGACUACUGGGAUUCAUGAGGAUUUGCGUAGGAGAUCAUGAAGUUCACAACGCUCACACUGAGAAUGUUCCCUUCGAUUUUAGGUAUGACUUUUAUCUGUUUUCUAUUUUAAAGUGUUCUCCUUCGUAAUGUACGAAAAGUGUUAUUUUUAGGAUCUGGAACCCUUUUCCGGCGUUAAAAGAAUACGCAGAUAACAUAAACUUGGAUGAAUUAGAGCAUGAACAACAUUCACACAUCCCUUACCUUUUGUUGUACAUAAAGGCUUUACCAGAAUGGAGAAAGACACAAGUGGAUCCAGAUGCAUUACCUACUGCAGGAGCCAAGAAAAAGAGUUUCAUUACGUUGUUGAAGGAGAUGCAGAAGCCCAACAAUAAAGGGAUUCUGGAUGAAGUCAACUUUCAGGAGGCGUGUGACAAUAUUUAUAGAUCUUCCUACUUUCAAAGUUUGUUUUUAUAA
Messenger RNA from Bursaphelenchus okinawaensis, 1122 nucleotides. NCBI's taxonomy places the organism in Eukaryota, Metazoa, Nematoda, Chromadorea, Rhabditida, Aphelenchoididae. The record is from the annotation of a GenBank genome assembly.